Callorhinchus milii (elephant shark) is the source of this 3292-nucleotide messenger RNA. RefSeq names its product POC5 centriolar protein homolog (Chlamydomonas) (gene poc5). Gene Ontology annotation, cellular component: centrosome. Lineage: Eukaryota; Metazoa; Chordata; Chondrichthyes; Chimaeriformes; Callorhinchidae. The record is from RefSeq and is a predicted model, not a curated record.
UGGCUGGAGACCGGGAGGAAACGGCGGUUACACGGCUCAGUCCGUGUUUGAAGACGGUGAGGGAAGGGCCGCUGGCGUUUGAGGUGAUAAAGCAGUGAGGACCUGGGGAUGGCGGAAGCUUGGUGCGUCGAGCACAUGCCGAUGUCCUCCGAUGAAGAGGGGGUGGGCACCCCAAUAUUGCCUAAAGAUUCAGAUCGAGGUAGUUCAGUUUCUUCUGAUCUGCAGGAUGAAUAUGAAGAACUUCUACGUUAUGCAGUUGUAACUCCAAAGUGGGAUUCACAUAUCUUCAGACAUUCACAUGUUGUAUCUGGAUUUCCAACAGAUAGCAGGCAUUCAGGUGAAAUGGAAGAUGUCCAUUGCUCAUUUUUUACAGGCUCAUCUUCACAGAAUGAUGUGUGUAGACUUGGAAGCACUGUAAGACAGCUGAGGACUCCAUGCACAAAUACACAAGCUCCUGCAAGCCCUCACUCAGAAGCAACUGAAAAUCUGUUAGAAGGAGAGGAACAUCCCCAAAGGGCACCCAUUCCAUCUUUUUUGGAAGCAGGGUCACCUGUAGAAUCUUGUUCUUUCUCAAAGCGUUCCUUCACAUGUUCAAUACCCAACAAACUUGAAAUGUCAAAGACUGUAAUUAAUCGAUUACCCGUUGCUGAAGAUGACAUGAACAGGGUAGAAGCUGUACUCGACCGCUUCAGUGUCAAUCUCAAGAGUAAUAUUCUAACUGAACUACACAACUGGAGAGUCACAAUUAUUGAGCGGCAUGAAAAGGAAUUAAAAGACGAAAAGGAGAAACAUGAAGUUCAGAUUGCUCAAAUGGACAGUCAGCUUAAGAGUAUGAAAGACUUAGCUUGUACCAACGAAACUUCAGUCGAAAGGAAGGAGGAGGUGAUCUCUAACUUGAUCCAAGGAAUUAAUAGUUUGAAGGAAAAGAUGGAAUUGAUGCGUAGAUUUACACAUUGGAGACUUCAGCUUUCAGAAACAAAAGUAGAAUGUUAUGGAAAUGCAUUGGCAGACAAACACUACAAAAUGUGUCUGAUGAGAAAAGUGUGUACAGCCUGGAAAUUCGAAACCCUCGCGCAAUGGAAAGAGAGGGCAGAAAAGGCAUGCCAGGCUAGGGCUGAGGAGGUCUGCGUCCAACUGUCAACAGACUAUGAAGCAAAAUUUAAAAAGUUGAAUGAGGAGCUGGAAAAAUCAAAAGCAGAGAUAGACCGUCUGUUGGGUGACAAGGAUAAGUAUGCUGAUUCUAUGAAAAAAGCGUUCAUGCGAGGUGUAUGCGCUCUGAACCUGGAGGCGAUGAAUAUGUUUCAGAAUGGAGACCGAAGAGUGGAGAACGAAAACAGAACACAGCCUGUAACUCGAAAAGAUGAUCUAGACCCCAGUGCUUUGACUGCCUUUUUAGCAUCCAAGCAACCUGCAACUUCAGUUUAUCCUGUUCCUGGAAAUGUAGAUGCAUGUGACCAAAUGGUUACUUUGCAUUUUGGUGGUGCAAAUGCUCCCCCAUCCAGGGCAACAGCAGCAGGUACACCAUUGACCACCAUUACAGUGACAUCUCCAUCUCCAGCAAUGGGUUUUUGUCCCACCCAGAAAUUGCCUCCCGGUAAGGUUCUGAGUUCAGCACAACAAAAGGCAGGGAAAACUAUAAUGGCACGCAUCACUGGGCGAUCGGACCUGGCAUUGAAAGGAGUUAAAUGUGGAAAUCAGGGAGUUGCACCACCAAUGACUUCAGUUUGUGUGGAAAGACACCAUCCAAUUUCACAGCAAACCAUUGGUCAAGCCACUGCAGCCAAGUAUCCUCGAUCCAUCCAGCCCCCUUCAGGUAGUGGUGGGAAGGUGAUCAUACAGAGUGGAAAAUCUUCCACGAGCAGCUAUGGUAUCCAAUCAAUAAAAGUUGUGGACUGAAUGCUUGAAACAAUCAGCUGGAAGCUCGGAAUGAAACACAUGGAGGAUAUAAAUUAAAGAACUGUGCAAUGCAUGGUUCUACCAUAUUACGACGACUAAGGAACUGUAUGUUAAAUUACGAAAUGCUACGAUUAAAUUAAUGUGAAUUGCACAACUCAGGAAUAGCAAAUUUACAAGGGAUUUCCAGAUCAUUUGGGGAUUGAUGGAAAUAUUUUAUAAGCAAACGAUGGGGAAAGUGGAUCCUGCAACUCCUCUGUUGAAAUGGUAAACCAUCAUUCUGACUAAGUGCUGCACCUCCCCUCCAACAACAAAGUUUGGAUCUCAUGAAAAUCUAAGUGAAGGUGUAAUGCAUGUAUCAGAUCCCACAGUAAUUGAGCAAGUUUUCUGUACGAUCAAUAGUGUAAAUGAGCAACAAUUUCAAAGUUCCUGAUGUGUCCGCAAUGAUCUUACACUAAAACUUUGUGAGGGAAUAAUAUUCUUAGAUUGUGAUACAAAAAAAUCUUGCAGGAAAUUGUCAUUUUUCCCAGUCAUCCUAUAAUUGAUGGCCUAGCAGUGGGUCAUAUAAGUUAUACACGUAAGUGGCCUUAUGCUUAAAACUUCCUCAGUAUAUAUUCUGUUUACCCCAUCGGCUAUUUGUUAAAUGCAAACUAGCUUCAAUAAUGUUGUGCCAUUUUUCUAAAUCCUUUGUCAGGCUACAAUGAAAUUGGAAUUGGAUCAGAACAAUCAUCAAAUACAUAAGUUUAAAAAUUAUUGUGUAGUUUAUGCAGAAAUGUAAUGACCUAUGAGUACUUCAGGUUAUGUGUUUUUCCCCCACCUUUCCUCACUCCUGCCCAGUGAAAGAAGAUGUUACAAUACACUCAGUCAUUGUUAAGGUACUUGUCCCAUAUUGUUUGUACCUUCAUGAGUCUUCUCCUGUACUAUAGAGUUACCACCCAGUGACUUAAGAAGCAAUCUCAAAUAUCCAGAUAAUUACCCUCUUGUACUUGACUUAAAUAUUAUUAAAUAGUUUGAAGGCCUUGUAUAGAAUUCAGCCUUUAGUAACAGAAAUGUAAUGCUGAAUAAUUGGGUUAUCUUGAAAACAGGUCAAAACUUUCACAUUCCAUCUCCUAAUCACUGACUCUCCCAAAUCACAAAAGAAUUGUGUGCCACAUAUUGGAGGAAUAUGAGAUUCUGCCUCCAGUUUACACAGGUGCAAAAGAUUUUCAAUCUUGAUUCUGUUAAUGAGUUGUACCUCAAACACUUCCAUGUAGAAAACUCCUUGUAAUUCAUUCAAGAACAACACAAGCAAAAAUCGGAGAGCGGGUAUUGGGAGAUGUACUGUGUGAUGCAGGAAGGAAUACAAAUGUUGCUUCAGAAACCUAAUCACUUGCACCUUUUUUUGUCAUUUUUCAGGAUU